AUGAUCCCCUUCAACCAACUAAACGCUCCCUAUCACUCAAUCCAAAACCCACUCUACGUCCGUGCAGCAACCCCACCACCAAAGCUAGCAACCACAUUAGAGACCCCAACCUCACUUAGUCUCUCCUGGACCGAAGAGCCAACCUCCCCCUCCUCAUCCACAUGCGCAUCUCCCAUAGCAAUGGAACACGCAUAUGCAAGGGUCGCACCCCCCAAGCGACCUAGCCCACCACAAGAGAACACCAACCCCGACCAAACAUCCAAGAAACAGCGCACUGAGCCCGCUGAGUACGCCGAUCUUCUGGAGCUGUAUAAGCUGAUUAAAAAGGAUGUCCAGGCCAAGUACUCUCUCCCAGGGGAGGAUACCACCUUAGCGCCCUGGGUUAGUGAGGCGAUGGUGCUGCUUGAUCAUGCGGAGAGAGAGGCUAUGGAACAUGGGGUUCAUGUUACGGCGUUGGAUGAGGAGAUUGAGAGAUUGCAGAAGUUGGUGGAGCAGAUGAGGAGGUCUUGUCCGCUUAAGUUGGCGGUUGGGUCCGUCAGGCGUAUGAUGUGGACUACUUAUUCUCAUGAUGUUGAGGGGAAGAAGAUUGUGGAGGAUAAGAUUAGCCUGCUUGGACGGGGAGCGGAGAGGGAGUAA
This is a messenger RNA of Aspergillus alliaceus, 636 nucleotides long. RefSeq lists its product as uncharacterized. The record is from RefSeq and is a predicted model, not a curated record. NCBI's taxonomy places the organism in Eukaryota, Fungi, Ascomycota, Eurotiomycetes, Eurotiales, Aspergillaceae. The transcript has a single exon. The coding region runs from base 1 to 636 and encodes 211 amino acids.